UCCAUCUUCAUCGGCAACCUGUCCUGGACCGUGACCGAGGACGAGGUCCGCGCGACCUUCGCGCCCUGCGGCGAGAUCUCGAACAUCCGCUUCGCGACGGACCGCGAGACGGGCGACUUCCGCGGCUUCGGCCACGUCGACUUCGACUCCGCCGAGGCCGCCGAGGCCGCCGUCGCCCUCGCGGGCACGCCCGUCGGCGGCCGGCCCAUCCGCGUCGAC
This is a messenger RNA of Aureococcus anophagefferens, 219 nucleotides long. RefSeq lists its product as hypothetical. The transcript has a single exon. Gene Ontology annotation, molecular function: RNA binding. The record is from RefSeq and is a predicted model, not a curated record. Lineage: Eukaryota; Pelagophyceae; Pelagomonadales; Pelagomonadaceae. The annotation marks the transcript as partial.